AUGAGCUCAAUACAAUUGGAAAAAGCGAACAAAGCGAAACAUUUUCUUUUCGUACCUCAUGGAAUCUGGGGACACUUAAGACCAGCUAUCAACCUUAUCCCGAAUCUUUUGAUACGAUCAACUGAAGCUUUGGUAACGAUUCUAGUCCCAGUGGCACACCAUCAUUUGGCUUCUCAGGAAUUCGAAAAACACAAUUUGCACGACCACAAUCGAGUGAAGGUUGUAUAUUAUGAAACGAAGGAAGAUGGAGAUGAGAAGAGACAUGCAAAGACGAAUUUGCAGGGGAUGAUGGUCUUUUACAAUGAUAUUGUUAAGAUGUUGUCAGAAAAUUACGAGAAGAUUUUAAAGUCCGAGCCUAUACACGAUGCAUAUCUCGACAAAGAAGUUUCGACUCACCUUAUUUCCCCAAAUGUAGUUAGCGUACAAGUUCAAACUACCCCGUAUAAGAUCCCGAUGUGCGAGGAGAUAAACAAGAAGUUGGGUAAAGAAGUUAAGAUGGCAUUGUGGUCGCCUGUCAGUGGGAACUACACUGCUUGGGCUGUUUGUGAUUUGUACGAAGGCAGAACUUAUAGAGACCGUGUGGAGAAGAUUUUUCAGGUUCCAGAGGCAGAUCGUACUAAGGCUUAUAACGAGCAACUUGGGGAAAAUGAGAAUGUCGUACAUGUACCGGACAACGCGCCUAUCUAUGUAUUCGAGGCACAGCCUAAUCAACCCGAUAACUUUUUGAACAUUGUACUUGGCUGUCUACCCGUUUUACCUCGAGUAACGAUGAUCCAUUCCUGGCCUUCGUUUUUAGGUCAAGGAUAUAAGAAAGGUGCGGCUGAUCUGGGUAUCAAAGUACUUCAGAUGGGUCCACAGUUGCCUAAAUCUUCAAUUCACGAGACUGAACUGGUAGAAGGUGCACUUAAGGAAUUCCUCGAUAAGGCCUUGAAUGAGACGGGUGAGAAUAGCGUGAUUUAUAUUAGUUUCGGUACAUUGCUCUACUCUGCCAAUCUCCAACAACUCUCGAUCCUCCUCGACGUCCUGAUCACUUUGGAUAAGCGAUUUAUUCUAGCUUUAGGUCUCGCAUCGGAAGAGAUCCAAUUGGUGGCCAAGAAGAAAAUCGACGAAUCUGAUGGUAAAGGGAUAUGGCUGAAUUGGGCACCUCAAUAUCCGAUAUUAAAACAUAAAGCCACAGGAUGGUUUUUGUCUCAUGGUGGUGCUAAUUCAACAAUGGAGGCUAUGAGGACUGGUACCCCUUUAUUAUUUUGGCCAGCGGAUGUAGAUCAGGUAUGGAUCGCCAACCAAUUUUCACGUAUAUACAAAGCGGGAUACGAAUUCCUCCAAGUUCCGAAUGGGCCAAGUAUCGGUAGAAUCACCUACACGGGUGUCAAGGUCCAUGGUACAGAACAAGCCAUCAGAGAUGAGUUUACAGAUGUUUUUGGUAAGCUUGACGAUGACUUUGGGAAAGAGUUGAGAGAGGGGAUCAGGGUUUUGGGUGACAGGAUGGAUAAUGAUCCGUUCACUGAGGAGGAUUGGAAAGCUUUUGUUGAACUUUGA
Kwoniella mangroviensis CBS 8507 is the source of this 1539-nucleotide messenger RNA. RefSeq lists its product as uncharacterized. The transcript has 10 exons. The coding region runs from base 1 to 1539 and encodes 512 amino acids. NCBI's taxonomy places the organism in Eukaryota, Fungi, Basidiomycota, Tremellomycetes, Tremellales, Cryptococcaceae. Gene Ontology annotation, molecular function: UDP-glucosyltransferase activity. The record is from RefSeq and is a predicted model, not a curated record.